AUGGCCACUGAAGACGCUUGCGCAAAGCUUCCACCGGCGAGCUCAAACUACAGCCCUGAAGGCUCCUGGGAUACCGUCGCGCAUCUGAACACCUACGUGACUGGCCCCUCUAACCCGACUCGUGCGAUUGUCUUCAUCUACGACAUCUUUGGAUUGGCACCGCAGACCCUGCAAGGCGCGGAUCGACUUGCCAACUCAAUCAAUGGGCUGGUAAUCGUGCCAGACUUCUUCAAGGGCGUCUAUGCUCAACCUAACUGGACGCCGCCCGAUACAGAGGAGAAGAAGGCGGCCUUUGCGAAAUUUAGAUCGGAACAAGCUGGCAUCCCGCAGAAUGUAGGUAAGUUGAUUGAGUUUAGGAAGGAAGCCGGCGAGAAGUGGAGCAGCGUCGGCGAGGAGGGCUGGGGUGUUUUUGGGUUGUGCUGGGGUGGGAAAUUAGGUAUACUGGUAUCGGGAGCUGGUAAUGAGGGCAGAGGAAGAAAGUUCGCCGCGAGUGGUACGGCGCAUCCUUCGCGGCUUGAUGUGCAAGAUGCAGAGGCUUUGUCUGUACCGUACCUCUGUCUGGCUUCGCCGGGAGAGCCAGCGGAAAUUGUGGCGCAAUAUAAGGAGGUUCUUUCGAAGCCUGGUAAGGUCGGUGUGGUCGAAACUUAUGACUCUAUGUUCCACGGUUGGAUGGGCGCAAGAGCGAAACUUGAUGAUGAGAAAAACCGUGCUGAAUAUGAACGCGGCUACAACCAGACUGCAGAGUUCUUCAGGCAACACCUAUCUAGUCAACGCCCUUAA
Truncatella angustata is the source of this 780-nucleotide messenger RNA. Its product is annotated as dienelactone hydrolase family protein. Gene Ontology annotation, molecular function: hydrolase activity. NCBI's taxonomy places the organism in Eukaryota, Fungi, Ascomycota, Sordariomycetes, Amphisphaeriales, Sporocadaceae. The coding region runs from base 1 to 780 and encodes 259 amino acids. The transcript has 2 exons. The record is from RefSeq and is a predicted model, not a curated record.